AAAUGCCGGCUGGUCCCAGCUUCCCGGGGCUCCGGACUAACGGCAGUGUGCAGCGUUCACCCGCGAAAUAUACGUCGUAGUUAUAAAAUGGCGUUUUUAAACGUGACCUUGAGUUAAAGGACUUAUCGCACAGCGUUUCUCUCUCCGGUCCCGGGGGAUUGUGCUCCUCUGCAGCGAGCUGCAUUGUAACGGAAUGGGAGCUGGAUGAACUGAAAGUCGGACGUGGAUACGGGCUGAUGGAGCAGGAACGACAGGAGGAAUAGAAGCCUGCGGGAUCCUGAUAUAGUGGUCAACGCCAGCAUGACCUACAUACCCACAGAGCUUAAUGGACGCUCCUCAGGACAUCUCAUUAGACUGUAACUGACGUGCGAUUCAACCUUGUAACACAGUAAAAAGUGACCUUCCUCUCUAUGUGCUGCUGUGGAACUAUGCACAACAAGACAAGUGAAUGUGCGUAUGACUGAGUAGAGGGAUCCAUCCGUGUAGCCCAUAUCCUAUGCAAAAUAAGGGAAGAUAAACAGCAUGAAAAGCAUUGCAUGCUGGAUGUUUUUGUGACCUUUUGGAACGCUCUGGAGUCUAAAGGGAACCAAAAGGGAAACCAAGCAGGUUGCCUGAGGCGUCUGGGUACUACACUCCCUCUCAGUGUAUUGCUUCUGCUCUUCGGAUUAGUGUACAGCUCACGAGGCCUGCAGUGGAGCCGGGAUCAAAGGUCCAAAGAAGAGCAGGGCUGAAAGGUCUUUUCAACCCGGGGCAGCCUGCAGAUGCCUUAUCUACUCAAAAGCGAGGGACUGUAUGGUUGUGGUCACUAAUAAUGCUGUGAUCAGCAAUAAACGCAACAGCCAAGCAAUAAAAAGAGAAGUGCUUUCAGAGAGAGUCAGACUUUUCUUUUGACUGUCUGCAACAUAUACUGUUGCCGUUAUGCUUCUGAACUGCGGCCAGCCGUUACCUCUUCUGAGGCAUACAGACGUGCCGCCUCGGGUCAUAGAAAACUUCAUCCUGACUGGCUACCGGUUCCCAAACUACAGCCUGAAGGACUGCUUACUCUCGGCAUUCAGGCCCACCAAUGAAACUGGCAACUUCUGGACACACUUCCUCCCAGUUUUCAUCUUUUUAUACUAUUUUGUGGAGGUGUUUGGUUGGGAAGGUGCACCACCUGGUGACGCCCCGUUCUUCUAUCCACUGUGGAACUACUUUAUCGGGGUGUUCUGUCUGCUAAUGGCUAGCAGCAUGGCCCACCUGCUCAACUCCAUGUCUCUGGUGGUAAGAGAAGUCUGCUUCUUUGUGGAUUACGGCACGAUCAGCGCCUACACGGUUGGCUCAUCGUUGGCGUACUACUACUACAUCCACCCUCGGGCAGGGAUAGUGGAGACCGGAGGCCACAAUGGCUCCCAUAUGGACUUGAAACCUGAACCUUCAGGGGCUCUUACAUCCUCCUAUGCAAUCCCAGAGUUCAGUGUGUUCUUUGAAACCUUCUACAUCCCGAGCGCGUGUGUUGUUGCAAUCAUUUGUGUUUUAUCUUGCUGCAAUACUCGCCAGAGGUGGAGAAAGCAUCGAUACCUCAUCCGAACCCUGGUUUUCCUCCUGCCGUUCCUCGUCUCUUCCACGCCAGUCUUCUAUCGCCUCCUCACCAGAUCACCUUAUUCCACCACCUCCACCUCCUUUGCUGCUUCCACCUCCACCUCCAGCUUCUUCUAUCGCCACUGCCUCUGGCUGCUGGUGUCGGCUGUCUUCAACAUCAGCAAGUUCCCUGAGCGGCUAGCCCCGGGUUGCUUUGACAUCUGGGGGCACAGCCACCAGUGGUUCCACUGUUGCACGUUUUUGUCCAUCCUCGACGAACUCCACAUGAUCAAGGCUGAGGUGAGGGCAAUCCUACUCAGUCCGACUCUGCUGCUGCCCCCUGCCAUCCUCUCCCGCCUACCUGGGCCGACCAUACUUUCCACCUACGGGGUGAUGCUCUUCCUCCAGACCACCAUCAUCUCCAUCAUUGUGUGGUUCUCUUGGCGAGCCAACUGCAUCUACGGACCCCAGAGAGACCAGCUGGCAAAGGAACACCCCAAGAAACACCUGAAAUGCCACUGAUCAGGAGACAUCCAGACAUCUUUUUCUUUAAUCACCUCGACUGUGAAGGAAGAUUUGCACAUGCAUACAGAGCCAUGCCACAUACAGAAGCGCACAAGUAAAACAAUAUUUCCCUUCCGGAUUUCAAGUCUGUCGUAUGUUCCAACCCCUUUGACAGCGUUUUAGAAGCUUUCAUAGGGGGAAAUUGGGGACGACGACAGAUGAAAGGAUUACACUCUGAGCUCUCCACAGGGUGGCUGUCUGGUUGAGUGGAUAUUGAAAGACCUUGCCAGUUCUGUCCCCUGAGCUCUGGCAUGUUCCAACAGGAAGUGUGGCGAUAAUAACUACCUCUAGGGACUGUACACUUGAGGACAGUGGAAAGGUGUUGGUAACCAGGAAAACACAUGUUUCAUAUAACAUUUGGGUAAUGUGGGCUUAAAUGUCAGCAUGACAUAUGUCAAGUAGUUUCUCCUGUUGCGCUUCCCCUUCCUCCGACCUUAAACUGUGUCUAUCGAAAUUUCCCUGCUCUGGUUGCAGUUCAACCCAUUGUUUCACAUUGAAUUAAUCCUUUUUCUGACCUUUGUUGACUGCACCUUCCCUUCCUUUGACUUACACGAAUGCUCACAGGCGGUCUCAUUUCCUCUUUUUUUUAAAGUGACCCUUGCAACAGGAAGUGCGGUGGCCUUGACGACGCAACAGAAAUAGCUGAGAGCUCAUAUCAGUCGUACAGUAAAGCACUUUCAGGGGGGCCAGUCAGACUCGCCCUGUCAUUAACUUAAGAAGCCAUGCUCGCUUUGUAACCUCAAAGGACGUGCAACAUCUCUGAAGCAUAUAAUGACGUCCUGCUGACACGUUCUGUUGGUCUGUUUAGAUGUGAGAUGUAUUCAUAGUGCAGUGAUCUGCUGUAUGAUUUUUAUUACACUGAUGACUAGUUCCACAUAGAUUAUGUUCACACUGCUUGAAGUGCUCUAGUUCAGAUUAAAUGUGAUAUUAAAUCAGAUGUUUUUUAAUCAGUAUGAAAAGAGUACUGGAUUUGUCUGCAGAAGUGGUACACGCUCUGUGGAUGUGUGUCUUGUUACUGAUGGCUCAUGUCAGUAAAAUCUAACAUUCAGAAUCCUAAAAGAUACCUGAGCAACAGCUCAGUUCAUUGUGAAUGUAGAUGAAAUGAGGAUGAUGAAACCAGAGGUUGCUGUGUGAUAUACAGCAGCGUCUCAGACCAAAAGCCAUAGUGUGGAAAAGUGAUAGUUGGAACAAUAGCUGCAAUACUGUAGUUGUACUACAUUAUCAGGAACUUCCUGGAUAGAUUUGCACUCGGUAGAUAGAUCAGGUUAGUUGCUCACCUCGCAGUUUGUACCUUUCGUGUUUUAUCAUUAAAUUCAUGUCACAGAGCUAAGCCUCACGUUUCUUAAAAAUAUACACCCGGCAAUCUUUGAAAAACCCAGCGGCCAUUUAACAGCACUGAGCACAAUUCUGAAGGCAUUCCCAUAAUCCUCACUGACUCUUAUACAAGGCCCCUGAAGUCUCGCAGAGAACAUUUUCUUGUGCACAUGAUGAAAUACAUUUAUCUUUGGCACUAUUUAGCCUUCCAACCAUCUGACAAAUAAUUAUUUCGUCUGCAGCGUCAUAAAAAAACAAAGGUCUUACAAAAAUAUUUUUUAUUGUGCAGUGGAUGGAAUUUUUUUUGGGACAGACAAGCAAUUAAGGAAUGUGGAAGUAUCUUCAGAACAACAUUAAAUGUUUAAGGACCUUCUGGGUUUUUAAAGAUCGGCUGGUAUUUAAACUACCUUCUCUUUACUCAACUUUUAACUGCAUGAAGCGACAUUUAGCCUUAUUGUUAUCAAUUAUUUAUGUGCUGUAGUUUUUUCUAGAAUUCUCCAAAAAGACCCAAACCCGACAGACCCCAAUUUGUUGCCUAUAGCUACGGACGCGGGCCAGGUUUGGUUUUGGUUGUUUUAAAUCCAAUUUAGUAAGAAAUUCUAUUUUUCUCUCUUUGACUGUGUCAACUGUCUGCAUCCAUGUUUGUCAUGUGUUCCUAGUAGAUGUCCAGAUAGAAAGGGGGACAAGAGACAUAGUGUUACCCUGGUAACAGUCAGUAACAGAUAAAAUAAAGCCAAAGUACAGGCUUCAUUGUUAAACUAAUUUUAUUUUUUUAAUAUCCCAGCAAAAAAGAAAAUAGGUACACAGUCUUAACACAUACUCAGAUUAAGUAUUUUUGAUUCUGAUUCUGAUUCUGAGAUUAAAAGUCAUAGAUUUAGUUUGAUGAAACAUUUUCAUUUCUGCUGGGUCACAUUUAGUGACAGGUUCAAUUCUAUUCAGUAAACAGUUUUUUCCGUCCAGGGCCCUGGGUCCAAGACCCCACCUGUCCAUGAACAACGGCUUCGUUCACACUGCAAGCCUUAGCACUCCAUUCUGAUUUAUUGCUCAGAUCCGCUUUUGUUUGUUUGGCUUUUUGUCUCCUUGUUAAAUGUGGCUCAUAUCAGAUUCCAGUGUGAGCAGCUCUUGGUCCUGAAGUGACGAGACUAGAGUGACGUAAAAACCUGAUAUGACUGUCGCACUGCAAAGAGUGAGACCUGUUUCUGGUUUGGACCACUUAUGAAAGUGGCCUGA
Messenger RNA from Morone saxatilis (striped sea-bass), 4665 nucleotides. RefSeq names its product progestin and adipoQ receptor family member 9 (gene paqr9). Gene Ontology annotation, molecular function: signaling receptor activity. The coding region runs from base 919 to 2079 and encodes 386 amino acids. Gene Ontology annotation, cellular component: membrane. NCBI's taxonomy places the organism in Eukaryota, Metazoa, Chordata, Actinopteri, Moronidae. The record is from RefSeq and is a predicted model, not a curated record. The transcript has a single exon.